Messenger RNA from Fimicolochytrium jonesii, 960 nucleotides. Its product is annotated as pinin/SDK/memA/ protein conserved region-domain-containing protein. The record is from RefSeq and is a predicted model, not a curated record. Bases 1 to 738 code for a protein of 245 amino acids. The transcript is spliced from 5 exons. Gene Ontology annotation, cellular component: catalytic step 2 spliceosome. Lineage: Eukaryota; Fungi; Chytridiomycota; Chytridiomycetes; Spizellomycetales; Powellomycetaceae.
AUGAUGGUCGAAGAGCAGCCUUCUGACCCAUCACCGGUGGAAGCACCGGUAAAAGAAGAGAAAAUGGAUGGCGACGAAGAUGUCGUAAGGGAUUUACCAGCACCCGUUAGCAACGGUGGGGAGAAACGACCCCGGUUAAGCAUGGACGAGAACCUCACAAAGCGAUCACGACGAAUGUUCGGGAUACUGAACGGGACACUGCAGAAAGCGGCUAAAUCUACGACUCGGAAGACUGAAGCUGAGAAACGAAGGGAGGAGAUCGAGCAGAAGCUGCAAGAGAAGCUAAAGAAAGAGAAGGAAGAGUUGGCGGUGCAGGUGGAGCAGGAUUUCAAAGAGCGCAGCGCAAUGAUGAAAGCGAAACGGGAGCAAGAGGAUCAGGAGAGGAUAGAGAAAACGAAAGAGCACAUAAAAGCACAAAUCCGCAACACAUCCCACUUCCUCAAAACCCACAACGGCCGCCGCUCCCAAAUCUACUACCUCCCCAAAGAACACAACGACAAGACCACACAACUCCUCCUCGAAGCAAAGCGCAAAGCCGCACUGAACACUACGAACGAGAGCAGCGCGCCAGCGACAGCGGAGCAUACGGGGAUGGACGUGGACGAUGCCGAUAACGCGCGACGGGAUCGGUCCGGGACGCAGAGUCAGGAUGGGGCGGCGGAGCGGAUGGAUGUUGUUGGGCGGGAAGGUGGCGAUACUCGUGGCGAGGAGGAGGAAGGAGAGUUGGGUAGGGAUUGAUAGAAAUUAGGUAUGGUGGUGGUUUACCGCUUGUCGUGUGGGAUGAGCAUCUUUCACCAUCACGGGAGUCAGAGAGGGAAGGCCCUGUCCAUGCAAAGGUCGCAUGAUGUCCCUCAAUUGAGAGUAUUGACGGACGCGUCGGCGGGCUCUGUCGGGUGGAUAUACCCAUGAACGCGAGCGGCGUAAGACUGCAUUUUGCAGCGGGUUGAGUGCAACGAGCAC